AGACCAGCAAAGGGAGCCAUUCGAGGAUACGCGGGCGCCAGGGGCCCCGCGGCCCUGGAGGCGUUCGGGGCGGGGCCGCGCUGCAGGCUGCGCAGCUCUGCAGUUGCUGAGCAUUCCUUCCCUAAAGGAAGAGUCCGCGGUGGGACAGCGGCGGCAGUUGGCGCAAGGCUACCGGCCCCACAGCUGAAGACCGGCUCUUCCCGCACCAGCGCCCUGGGGCUGCGCGCGACACAGGCGGCCUGGGGCCUGCGGAGCCCCGGGUGCGCGCCGCCGCUGCUCCUCCUGCUGCUGUUGGAACUAGUGCGGGAGAGCGCGACAGAGAGUCCCUGGGGGCUGCCCUCGGUGGGCAAUGACCCAGCUGCCUUAGCAAAGGUGUUGAUGGCAGAACUGACCAGCCUGAAGUUAGAAAACAAGCCGUGGCCUGGAGGGACGCACUCCCUCCACUACCACUACCUGGCCCUGUCAGAGCCAGGCGCCGGCCUCCCCCAUUUUCUGGCUGUGGGCUAUGUGGACGACCAGCCCUUCAUCCGUUAUGACAGUCGUGUGGGCAGGGCUGAGCCGCAGGCCCUGUGGAUGGCACCCAUGGACACCCAGUACUGGGAGAAGGAGACCCAGAAGCACAGGUCCUGGGUAGAAGUGCAACGGGCAGAGACAUGGAGACUGAUGAGCUACUACAACCAGAGCGACGGCACGCACAGCACUCAGCGUAUGUUCGGCUGUGAUAUCAGGGAGGAUGGCCGCUCCAGCAGCUUCUGGCAGUUUGGCUUUGACGGGCAGGACCACCUGACUCUGGACCUGGAGACUCUGAGCUGGGUGUCAGCUGUGCCCAUGGCUAUGAGGACCAAGCACCGGUGGGAGUCGGAGCCCUGCCUUGCGGAGUAUGACAAGGUCUACCUGGAAAGCCUCUGCCUCACCUCUCUGCGCAGGUAUCUGGAGCUGGGAGGCCAGCACCUCACCCGCAGAGAGCCCCCCAAGGUGCAGGUGACAAGGCAGUCCACCCAGGAUGGGGGCGCCAUGCUGAGGUGCUGGGCCCUGGGUUUCUACCCACGGGAGAUCUCGCUGAGCUGGUGGCUGGGGGAGGACGAGCUGGCCCUGGAGACUGAACACGUGGAGACUCGCCCCAGUGGGGACGGCACCUACCAGACGUGGGCAGCUGUACGGGUGCCUGCCGGGCAGGAGGCCCGGUACACCUGCCACGUGCAGCACUCUGGCCUGAACCACACGCUCACUGUGGCCUGGGGACCGCCCUCUCAUAAUGCACUCAUGGCCGUGGUUCUCCCCGUCUUCCUGCUCUUGCUGGCGGUUGGAGCUGGAGUUGUGAUUUUCACCAAAAAGUUCCGUCAAGGUGGAGAGGAGCCCCCAUAGUUCCCAACGCUCAGCAAGAGCAGGGGCUGCUCAGCUCUUCUGUGACAGAAGUUCACCAUCAGAGACCAAGGACGUGUUCUGUGGGGUUUUGGGGGGCUGCAGGCUCCCUGCACUAGCUGGCUGGCAGAUGUGAUCCGACCAUGAUGGGCCGUCCCGCACCCAAACUGAGCCCUCGUCACCCCCACCAGCCUCGUCACAAGUGGUGUGUGCCACUAAGAUGCUUUUGUCAUCUUCCUGAAGUCCUUUCAAAAAUGUACUUGUUUCCUGUUUGGGGGGUGUGGAGGGGGGCAGUAAUGGUUCCUCAGAUCGUUCACACUUAACAGUAGGCAGAAUGGUUUCAUGUUCACUGUAAAUCCCACCUGAGCCUCUCAGGCACCCUGUGAGUUUGGCAAUGUGAUUCUCACCCCCACUUUCCCAACAUGGGAACCGAGGCUCCAGGCAGUUAAGGAAGAAGCAGGACACAGUGAAGGAGUUAUGGGGCCAGCAUCCUGCAUCCAUCUGCUAGCACCGGGGAGAAAUGGCUGAAUGCCUACCUCUCUGUAUGAGUGUGUUCUGAUAUGUAUGUGACCCCUUUUGUAAAGAAGAUGAGAGUGUUGGAGGAGUGUGAGCUAUUUGUGAGUGUGGGUGUGGGUAUGUGUGGUGUGAGGAUGUGUGACAGUGAGGGGGUGU
Molecule: messenger RNA, 2034 nt
Organism: Rhinolophus ferrumequinum (greater horseshoe bat)
Lineage: Eukaryota; Metazoa; Chordata; Mammalia; Chiroptera; Rhinolophidae
Product: BOLA class I histocompatibility antigen, alpha chain BL3-7-like
Exons: 7
Biological process (GO): immune response
Cellular component (GO): external side of plasma membrane
Source: RefSeq, a predicted model, not a curated record